Molecule: messenger RNA, 2743 nt
Organism: Protobothrops mucrosquamatus (brown spotted pit viper)
Lineage: Eukaryota; Metazoa; Chordata; Lepidosauria; Squamata; Viperidae
Gene: MBD3
Product: methyl-CpG binding domain protein 3
Exons: 7
Coding region: 50-907 (285 amino acids)
Molecular function (GO): DNA binding
Source: RefSeq, a predicted model, not a curated record
AGGAGGAGGCUGGCUCGAACCAGAUCCAGACCCUGGCAUCGUGGAAGCAAUGGAUCGGAAGAGGUGGGAGUGCUCAGCUCUCCCGCAGGGAUGGAAAAGGGAAGAAGUGACCAGGAAAUCGGGGCUCUCUGCUGGCAAGAGUGAUGUCUAUUAUUAUAGUCCAAGUGGGAAGAAAUUCCGCAGUAAACCUCAGCUGGCCCGUUACUUGGGUAACUCCAUGGACCUGAGCACGUUUGACUUCCGAACAGGGAAGAUGCUAAUGAGCAAGGUGAACAAAAACCGGCAAAGGAUGCGGUAUGACUGUUCAAGCCAAACCAAGGGUAAACCUGAUUUAAACACCACACUUCCUGUGAGGCAGACAGCUUCAAUUUUUAAACAACCAGUCACUAAGAUCACAAACCAUCCCAGCAACAAAGUGAAGACAGACCCCCAAAAAGCAGUUGAUCAACCCCGACAGCUCUUCUGGGAAAAGAAACUAAGUGGCUUAAAUGCCUUUGACAUUGCAGAGGAGCUGGUGAAAACAAUGGACCUUCCAAAGGGUUUGCAAGGUGUGGGACCUGGAUGUACUGAUGAGACUCUCCUUUCAGCCAUUGCCAGUGCCUUGCAUACCAGCACAAUGCCCAUCACUGGGCAGCUCUCUGCUGCUGUUGAGAAAAACCCCGGAGUCUGGCUGAAUACUUCUCAACCUCUCUGCAAAGCCUUCAUGGUGACUGAUGAAGACAUCAGGAAACAAGAAGAGCUGGUUCAGCAAGUGAGGAAGAGGCUAGAGGAAGCCUUGAUGGCUGACAUGCUUGCUCACGUGGAAGAGAUAGCAAGGGAUGGUGAGACACCUGCAGUAAAGGGUAAUGAAGAAGAGGAAGAGGAGGAGGAAGAGGAUGAUCGUGGACAGGAGAUGGAAAAUGUAUAGUCCAGGGUGUUUUUCUCCAGAACUAGCCUGCACUUGGUCCACAUAGAGGCAAGUGCAUCUUCAGAAUGCUGUGCACUAACUGUUAUCUGCGUAUGUGAACAUGUUUGGCUUCAGUUCACAAGAAGCUGAAGGGACCAGUCAGACUGAGUAGUUUGAAGAAGGACUUGCUAAGCUCAGUUUUUUCUUUCCUCUGCCCCCUCAUUUUUCUCUUAAAAGUAUCUCUUAAAAGUAUCAUAGAGGAAUCAAAAAAGUCAUAUGAACAUAAUCCCUUUAUCUUAUUUCCAGACCAAUAAUUGAAACAGGUUUCCCAAGUCUCUUUCUAAUAGUGUCUGCAUGCCCUAAACGAAUUGGCUUAACCCAGAGAUGUCAUGAAGAAUUUUUUUUUUUUAAGUUUUCUCUAUGUAUUUGAAAUUACAUGUAACAAAAUAUUUUUGGUGGUAUAGGUAAGCUAUUCCACUUGUAAAAUCUUGCCGUGGGGUCUUUAUUUUCUUAUCUGAUUGUUUAAUUUGGGUUCGUUUUAUUUGCUUUUAAAAAAAAAAAAACUCCCAUCAACAGAACGUGCCUUUCCAUGUGGACUGGGAAAUUGAGCCCCCAAAGCUAUACAGAUCCACAUUUUUAUCAAAGUCCCCUUCUUCUGCAUGAAUAUAAAAUGACAUAGAACUAUAAUUCAUGUAGGACUUGAUGAGCACAAACCAUUGUGGAAAGAAUAUUAAAUGAUGAUCAUAAUCAUCCAAUCAGAGAAAAUGUAACCAAAAGGUGAUGUGUGAGUUUUUAGCAACUAUUUGAAAGAAAGGAUUACUUAGUGCUAUUGAUCUCCUCUUGUUCUAUAACUGAAUUAGUCGCUGGGGGGGGGGUUGCCUUUGUCUGAUAUAAUUAAAUGCUUUUCAAAUAGUAAUAUUAAAUUGCUAACAUAAUUUGAGGAGAAGCAAACAAACCAGUCCAGUUGUAAAUGACACAGAAUUUGCCUUAAUGAGUUCCACCUCAGCUGGGAUUAGGUUACUAGAAACACAAAUAAUAACAUCUUUGCUCUUGCUUGCUUCCUAAUGCAUACUGUCUCUAAAUAAAUGGUCAUCAACAUGAUACUUUCAGUGCUAGAUUUUAAAUUUCAGGAUUAGAUGACAGUACUACAUCUCUCUUUUAAAAGAAAAAAGAAAGCCAGGGCUGAUGGAAACCUUGUUCAUGAAUCCUGGCUAGAUUUUACAUUAUUUUGGAAAUGUGGGAUGUAUCUUCCUUUUUAAUUUCCAAAAUUAGAAAUGUGAUCUAAAUGGGCCUAAUACAGCUCUUUUCAUUUUGGACUUAUAAAAGAAAUUCAGGAUUUUGGUCCAGAAGUCUCUAUUUAAUUGUUUUCAGAUUUUUGAGUAUUUGGUUGAAAUCCAUCAUGUAUAUUUCUCUUCUGCUCUUGCAUGCACAUAAGAGUUUUAGUCCCUGCUUGGUUUCUUUUCUUUGUUUAUUUGGAGCAACCUCUCAGCAUAUAAUUCCUAGGAAAUAUCAUAAAUUAUUGUUUUAAGCUUUUUAUGCUGCAAAAUCAUGCUGCGUGCUUAAGUUGUGCUAGGAUGAAGCUGCAACUACAGUAGUGCGCAAAUGUGUAAAGCCCUGUUGAUAAGGAAAUACAGUCUGGCUGUCUUCAAGCCAGAGCGAUGCAUUUCUUUCCUUUUUAACAAAUGAUUUGAUAGUGUGUAGUGUUCAUUAACAAGAAUUUAGAAAAUUCUUCGAUCCUUUGUCUUUCAAAUACACACUCAUCACCACUAUCGCCACCUUACCACUAAUAUGUACCUUAAUUGUAACAGUAUCUUAAUGUACAGUCUUGUUGGGGAAUAUUAGUUUUGUAAUAAAAUG